UUAUUUUAUAUGUUUAUCGUAAAACUAUUUUUUUAAUAAUAAAUACUAAUAAAUAAAUUAAAAUAUAUAAACAAUAUAAUAAGAAAAACAGAUAAGGCUCCCUCUGGCGUUGUAAUGUUUGAGCCCCAAAUGCCCCAUCCAGAAUGAGACCCUGAACACUCAUACUCUCUUCUCUAAUCAAUCCUAGUGCUCUCACUCUCAGAAAGAAAAGAAAAAGCAAAACUAAUGAUUUCACUACGACCCUAUAACGCAUGUCUUGAAACAAAGUUUGUCUUGAAACCUUCAAAGAUUGGAUUCUCUAGACAAACACAAACACAAACACAAACAUGGUUAAUGACACAAAAGAAGGCAACACGUGGGGUACAAGUGAAAUGCAGUGGUGGAGAAAACAAGGGCGAGAAGCGAACCUUUUUGACACUCGAAGAAGCCGGUUUGGUUGAGAUAUCAGGGUUGAGCACACACGAGCGCUUUCUAUGCCGUUUAACGAUAUCGUCCUUGAACUUGCUAAGAGUGAUAUCGGAGCAAGAAGGGUGUCCAAUAGAGGACCUCAAUGCUGCCAAGAUAUGUGAUUGGUUCCUCAAAGACAAGCUCAAAAGAGAACAGAACUUAGGCUCUGCGGUUCUUCAAUGGGAUGAUUCCGAGUUCCAAUUUUAAUUUUUUACUACCUUUUCUUUUAUUUAAAGUCACCAGAUUUUCUAGGAUUAUGUUAAUCAAAAAAGGGGUGUCACCUUUUUUCUUCGGAAUGCUGAUGUUGCUCUAGUUCCCCUUUUUACUGUAUUUUCUCCCCUUCAUAGUCAUUGAAUUACAACUGCUAUAAUUUCAAGGAUCUUGGUUGAAAAUCUCAA
This is a messenger RNA of Cajanus cajan (pigeon pea), 845 nucleotides long. RefSeq names its product receptor-interacting protein. The record is from RefSeq and is a predicted model, not a curated record. Lineage: Eukaryota; Viridiplantae; Streptophyta; Magnoliopsida; Fabales; Fabaceae.